Molecule: messenger RNA, 221 nt
Organism: Paramecium primaurelia
Lineage: Eukaryota; Ciliophora; Oligohymenophorea; Peniculida; Parameciidae
Source: the annotation of a GenBank genome assembly
GAUUAGAAGAUUUUUGAACAAAAAGAUUAUGAAAAUGAAUGUAGUUAACUUAAUUUUAGGAUUAACUCACUUGUAUUUGAAGAAAGAUAAAUUAAAGAGAAAAUAAUAAAUUCAAACAAUAGAAAUCAGGAAGAUUUAAAGAAAUAAUAUUAGAGAUUUUAAAAGUUAAGAACCUUAACUACAAAUUAUAAAUAAACAAUCUAAAAUCUUACAUUUUUGAC